Zingiber officinale is the source of this 1075-nucleotide messenger RNA. Its product is annotated as 60S ribosomal protein L7a-2-like. Lineage: Eukaryota; Viridiplantae; Streptophyta; Magnoliopsida; Zingiberales; Zingiberaceae. The record is from RefSeq and is a predicted model, not a curated record. The coding region runs from base 66 to 914 and encodes 282 amino acids. Gene Ontology annotation, biological process: ribosome biogenesis. The transcript has 7 exons. Gene Ontology annotation, cellular component: ribonucleoprotein complex.
GUGCCAGCCACGUGCCAAACCCUAACGGAGGGUGUUGUAUAUAAAAGGCCUGUUCGAUGUUUUAAAUGGCUGACCUCUCCGAAAGGGUUUCCACAGCCGUCUUUCCACCCUCGUUCUCGAUCUCGAGGACAGAAGAAAUGGCGCCGAAAAGAGCUGGAAAUGCCCCCGUCCCAGCAAAAAAGAAACGGGAGAAUGUUGUCAAUCCUUUGUUUGAGAAGCGCCCGAAGCAAUUCGGCAUUGGCGGAGCAUUGCCUCCGAAGAAGGAUCUGCGUCGUUUUGUCAAAUGGCCAAAGGUUGUCCGGAUUCAGAGGCAAAAAAGGAUUCUAAAACAGCGGUUGAAGGUUCCUCCUGCUCUUAAUCAGUUCACUCGAACAUUGGACAAGAACCUUGCAACAAAUCUGUUCAAAUUACUUCUCAAGUACAGACCUGAAGACCGAGCUGCUAAGAGGGAAAGGCUCCUUAAGAGGGCACAGGCUGAGGCCGAGGGAAAGACUCUUGAAGUUAAGAAACCCAUUGUUGUGAAGUUCGGGCUUAAUCAUAUUACGUACCUUAUUGAGCAGAACAAGGCACAGUUGGUGGUCAUAGCUCACGAUGUGGAUCCAGUUGAGCUUGUAGUUUGGCUACCAGCUUUGUGCAGGAAAAUGGAGAUUCCCUACUGUAUCGUCAAAGGAAAAUCCCGUUUGGGAGCGAUUGUGCAUAAGAAAACUGCAACUGCACUAUGUUUGACCACAGUGAAGAACGAGGACAAAUUGGAUUUCAGUAAAAUUCUCGAAGCCAUCAAGGCCAACUUCAACGACAAGUUUGAUGAGAUCAGGAGGAAGUGGGGCGGCGGCAUAAUGGGUUCUAAGUCUCAAGCAAAGGCCAAGGCCAAGGAGAAAUUGCUCGCAAAGGAAACUGCUCAGAGGAUGACAUAGGCUUUCAACUGCCAUAUUUUGACAUGUAGGGUUUUACGUUGAGUUCGUUUGUUAGCCUAACGCAUUGGCAACUGCAUUAGGUGUCACUGAAGUGUUCCCAUCAUUUUCUUCUUAAGGGUUCUGUGAACUUGACUGCUACAUACGUGAUGUCAGUUUUUUUA